Messenger RNA from Ylistrum balloti, 4323 nucleotides. Its product is annotated as IQ domain-containing protein E-like. NCBI's taxonomy places the organism in Eukaryota, Metazoa, Mollusca, Bivalvia, Pectinida, Pectinidae. The transcript has 25 exons. The record is from RefSeq and is a predicted model, not a curated record. Gene Ontology annotation, molecular function: protein binding. Bases 196 to 2553 code for a protein of 785 amino acids.
UGGAAUAAUGUGAUUAUCAGAACAGUGGCAUUGUUUUUGGCUAGUGUAACAUCAAGUGAUAUUUUGGGAACAUUUUAAAGUAUAUAUGACUUGCGGAUAUGUCUUUUAAUUGGAAAACCGGCUUGUUGGGAACUUGACAUCAAGUUCAGGCACGAGGAUUUCUGUCUGGCAACAGACCAAUUGUGAAAGAUUGUUAUGGAUAAGAAGAAAUUAAAGAAUUACUAUGCAGAUGAAUAUGAUUCUGCAGAUGAUGAUGAACUCCUUGAAACACUGAUUGGAAGAAAUCGCUCAAGUCCUAACAAGAAAAAACAAGCUCAAAAUAAGAAAAAUCUUAGGUCCCAGACACCAAAACCGAAGAAAUCGGCUACUCCAAGAAACAAUAAAAAAAAGACUAGAGAUAGGGCACACAGUUGUCCUCCAGGUAAAACAGGGAGGGAACUCUGGUUAUCUGCUAUCAAAAACAGACAUACUGCUGGUCUUGUGAAUUCCCGACACCCAGAAAGUCCUCGACACAAGACAUCCACAGAAUAUUGGGUGGAUACAUUGCGUAAGACAGGCAUUGGGCGCAGUACAGAGAGUACUGGUAUGAACACAUUCUCUGGCCUGAAAAAACCUAAAGAGAGAGACAUGCCUUACCUUAGUACAUCUUCCUAUCUACGCCAGAUUGUUGGUACAGAAAAGCCAAAGAAACAUGAUAACCCAACAACAAAACCGCCUAUAGGUACUCCUGCAUAUCGAACUCCUGAAGAAUACUAUGAGCAGAUCCUUGAAUUAAAGAAACAAAUUCAAAAUUUGACUCAGGACAAUGGUACAUUGAAGGCAAAAGCACGAAGGGCGGAAGAAGAUAACAUAAAAAAAGAAAAAGAAAUAGAUGGUCUUCUUAACCCAACUAAGAGUGAAGAGAUGAGACGAACAUUGGGUGACAAGCGACCAGACUCUGGUGCGAUGGUUCACAGCCUGAAACAGAAAAUCUUAAAGCUGGAGACACAGCUCAGAGACAGAGAAGCAGCUUAUACAAAACUGCAAGCUGAUCUGAAAACUACUAAGAUUGAGGAAAUGAAAGUCCAGUUAGAAGCAUGCUUUCAUGAGAUUGUUAGACUCCGACAGUCCAAGGAUACAGGCUUAGAAAAAUCAAUCAAACAAAAGACUGAAGGUGGAAAGAUGGACAAAGCUGUGAAGGACACAAUAAUCCGACUAAAUAAACAGAUUGAGCAGCUUCGUUCUGAGAAUAAAGGUCUGAAACAGGACCUGGAGCGGGACCUGGCUGGUACAACAGGUGAUUUUGAAGACAUGGACAGAAAGCAGCUCUUAAGUGCAAUUAAAAAAUUAGAAAAGAAAUCAAAGAAAAGAUAUGAUGAUGAUGACGACGAUGAUGAUGAAUCAAUAUACUCUACAGGCACAAGGAAAGUUGACAUAAAGAAAGGGAAAAUCACUCUAAAAGGAAAUUUGGAGGAGCGACUAGACCAAUUGGACAAGAGAGAAACCGAGUUAUUAGAUACUAUCGGUAAACAGGCAGAGACCAUCAAACGUCUCAAAAUCUAUCGCAAACGCUGUGAAGAAAAGGACAAAGAUAUAAAGGCUCUUGAAGAAGAGCUCGGAGGUAGUGGUGGAAUAUCAUCUCGACGGUCACCUACUCCUAGAACUAGUCGUCCACCCUCUGGACGACGAGCGUCCAUGGACAGCACAAUGUCUGAUGACCGUCGAAGCAGAAAGAAGAGUACUGAUAUUUCUCAGGACAAUGCAGCACGCAAGAUUCAACAAGGCUGGAAAAAGAAACAGGCUGAUAGAGAAGAGCAAGAGAAGGCAGAUUACGAAAGGCGACUGAAGGCAGCUGAGCGACUACAAGAAAAACAUGCAGUGCGCACCAUAGAAAAGAACUGGACAAAUUACAGAACUACAAAGAAAAGGAAAGAUGAGGAGCAAGCAGUAAAAGUACAGAACUUCCGAGAAGAAAGAGCAGCAAAGAGAAUCCAAAGAGAGUGGCUUGACCACAAAAAGCGUCAGUAUGAUGAUGAACUGGAAAGUGCUACAGAGUUGAUACAGGCAUCCAUGCGCGGUCAUAAAGCCAGGAAGGGACGUAUGCGACAGAUGCGAGAAUAUGAUGAUGAGUACUCCGAUGAAUAUGAUGAUGCUGUGAACUUGAUUCAGUCCAGUUUUAAAGGUCAUCUGGGUCGGAAGAAGAAACUGAAGAGGUACGAGUAUGAUGAUGACACCGGUGAUGACUAUGAACAGCUGUAUUCAGGACGUCCAAGCUCAGCAAGUUACAAAAACCAUUCCAGCUCCAUGGACAGAGUUCGACCAGGUUCAGGGGAAAGGAUUCGACCAGGUUCAGGGGAAAGGAUUCGACCAGGUUCAGGAAGUCGCCCAAGCUCAGCAAUGUCAAGAGGAAGUAUUUCCUCCAAGCGGAGUUUUACUGGAAGUGUUGGGAGAACAACAACAGCAAGCUAUCAUCAGAGAAUGCCUGACCACAGUUCUGGUAGGACCACACCUACCGGUAGACUGCCAUACCAACGAGCAUCAGAUUAUGAUGAUGAUGAUGACAUAGAAUUUUAGUAGAAUGAUACUUCCUGAUAUGACAUUUUACGGGCCUUUCAAAAGAGAUGCCAUCAGUGACAUGUGAGAAUGUAGGUCUGUAGAGGCCUUCAUCAGGGUGAUGGUUUUCUCUGUCUCAUCUUAUCAUCCGUCCCAAUCUUCUGCAUAUUCCAUUUCCCAGUCUGUGAUAUUUCAAUAUAUUGUACUUGUCCUCUUUAUAGUGUAACAAUGAAUUUAUGUUUAUUUUAAUGUUGUGACCAUUUUGUAUACAAAAUAAAUCUUGUGUAGGUAGUCAAAUAGUCAGAAUCAUAAGAAUGCUUGUUUAAACUUAAAUAGAUCUUUGUAUUUCGUCACUUUAAUUAUGGACGUUUCUUAGAAAAGUGCUUCAACAUACAAUUUGUUAAUUUAACAGUUGUAGACAUUUUGUGGGACUUAUUGUACUGAAAUUAUUGAAAUUAACUACAUGUAUUACGAUAUUAUCUGUCAUGUUUUCUUGCUGUCAUAGGUUCUCACAAAGGUACCUGGUAUGUACUAAGAUAUAUAUGAUAUGUCAUAGGUCCUUACAAAGGUUUCUUUAUACAGAAUUUUGCAUUCCUAUCAAUGUUGUUUAACUUUAUUAUGAAAGAAGAAUAUGACAGAUCUGUAGUUGCAGUGAGACAAGGGCAUUCUGAUAGAGACUGAUACCUUUAAAAUGUUUGUAGAAGUGUAGUGUUAACAAUUAGCCUCAUCUCCUUGGUUUAUGUGACUCACUGGAUCUAAUGGAAUAAGCACAAAUUUUACUAUACUAGUUGCAUAUAUAUAGUUAGAAAUAUUUCUUUAAUAAUGGUCUCAUAUUGAGAGUUCUACAUAUAAGUAGAAAGAACGAUGAACCAUACAGUGUUUGUUUCUACCUGCUGUUUGAGUAGGGAUUUGGCUGUAGCUGUUUAGCAGGUUGUGAUUCUUUUGUAGAUCUAUCUUGAAUUUUAGCAAUUGUUUCUAUUGAAGUAAAAAGAAGAAAAAAUAGCUUUAUGUACAACUUCCUUAACCCUAGUGUGACCUCAUAUUCAGUAAUUAAAAAUAGAGAUAUUCCCAGGAAUGAAAUUUUUUCGGUUAUGUCCUAUUUUACUUUGAAAGUUACUGUAUUUGUAAGUAUCUUACAAGUAUAUUGACAGGUACCAGUUAUAUAAACAGAGAAGUUAAGUUGCCAAGUUCUGCGUUUUGUGAAGUUCCUUUUCUGCUUUCUCCACAACAAUUUUCCCAGGUAUUGCUUUAAUAGGCUUUUUAUCUCAAUAUUUCACUUAUAUAUAUAUCACCUUAGUCAGAAACUUUGAAACUGUUUGCAGAUUUUUGAUAUUUUUGACUAUUUAAAUAUUCACUGCAAUGAAAGAAAUGUAGUCAUGGUAUUCAUAAACAUUUAUACACUGACAACCAAUACAUUUAUACACUGACAACCAAUACAUUUAUACACUGACAACCAAUACAUUUAUACACUGACAACCAAUACAUUUAUACACUGACAACCAAUACAUUUAUACACUGACAACCAAUACAUUUAUACACUGACAACCAAUACAUUUAUACACUGACAACCAAUACAUUUAUACACUGACAACCAAUACAUUUAUACACUGACAACCAAUACAUUUAUACACUGACAACCAAUACAUUUAUACACUGACAACCAAUACAUUUAUACACUGACAACCAAUACAUUUAUACACUGACAACCAAUACAUUUAUACACUGACAACCAAUACAUUUAUACACUGACAACCAAUACAUUUAUACACUGACAACCAAUACAUUUAUACA